Gossypium raimondii (Peruvian cotton) is the source of this 1671-nucleotide messenger RNA. RefSeq lists its product as uncharacterized. Bases 259 to 1410 code for a protein of 383 amino acids. Lineage: Eukaryota; Viridiplantae; Streptophyta; Magnoliopsida; Malvales; Malvaceae. The record is from RefSeq and is a predicted model, not a curated record. The transcript has 2 exons.
AAAUGGAGAUGGGAAUGUGCAACUGUGAAGUUGCGUUACAACUACUCCUAAAACUUUAUUCUUCCAUUCCAUGCCCCCACUCUUACACACAUUGCAAUCAUCUUCCCCUUUCCAUGCUUCCUUUCCUUUCUCUUUCGUCUCUCCAUCGUAAUUCACUGCUUGAUGCCCUCUUAAAACUAUAACCACAACCUAAUUAACUUCAUUCUGAAAAAAUAAAAAUAAAGCUUUUUCUUUUUGUCAAGCUCUGUCUGUGUAUCAAUGGCAAAACCCAAUUUUGGGUCAUUCUUCAACAAGUUCCUAUCUCUCUUCAUCCUUCUUCUUCACCUUGGUUGCUUCAUUUUCACUGCCAAAGACCACCAAAAACCACCCAAGAAACGCAAACAUUCGCCGCUUUCUCCUUCCUCUCCUUCUCAUAAACCCCACGCCAAUAAAUCUCUUUCUUCAACUUGGUCUUAUCUCAAACGCAUUUUUACUUCUUCUAAAGCCAAUUGCAGAAACACCAUCCCAACACACCCUAGAGCCGCCCUCACUCCUGCGUUAACCUCCGCUAGAAACUCCCAACAAUCCCUUGUCUCUAUGGUUAUUCCUCCCGAAACUCAUUUAUCUGAGACCUCUCUUCCUCCACCUCAUCCGGAAUCCGACAUCUCUUCCGACAACCCCUUCUCCCCUCUGCGUAAUGAUAUCUUCCCCUGCACUGCUUGCGGUGAGGUUUUCCAAAAACCCCAUUUUCUUGAGCAACACCAGGCCACCAAACACGCCGUCUCCCAACUCCUUGAUGGUGAUUCAGGGAAGAACAUAGUCCGGAUCAUUUUCAAAACAGGUUGGACUGACAAAGUUAGGAACCCUGAAAUCCAUCGUAUUUUGAAGAUCCAUAACAGCCCAAAGAUUCUAGCGAGGUUCGAAGAAUACAGGGAGCUUGUGAAAGCGAAAGCUGCUAGGAAUGGUGCCGUAGUAGGGAGACGAGACGAGAGGUGCAUAGCCGAUGGGAACGAGCUGUUGAGAUUUUACUGUUCAACAUUCAUGUGUGAUCUGGGACUUAAUGGGAGUUCCGGCAUUUGCAGCCAGCAGUAUUGCAGCGUCUGUGGGAUAAUCAAGUCUGGCUUUUCACCAAAGAUGGACGGAAUCUCCACGCUAUCAACGAGCUGGAGAGCACACAUGGCGGUCCCCGAGGAUGUAGAGGAAGAGUUCAAGUUCAUGAACGUGAAACGGGCCAUGCUUGUCUGCCGGGUGGUAGCGGGUAGGGUGGGGUCAGAAGGGGAUGAAACAAACAAGGAGGAUGGCGGAUUUGAUUCGGUGAUAGGGAGGGGAGGGGGGAAUAUGGCACAUCAUACCAAGGUUGAUGAAGAAGAGCUGCUGGUUUUCAAUCCAAGGGCUGUCCUGCCUUGCUUUGUGAUCGUGUACACUGUUUGAGUGUUUUUGCAUAUCUGCCCUUAUGACCCCAAUAGAAACAAACGGGUUUGCUGCUAAAAUUAACCAUAUGAUGGAGAUUGCUGUGAUGCUAUAAUAGAAUAUGCCUGCUUGGUUAAUUAGGAUAAACUGUGUGUUUAGAGAAUGUGAGAUUGUAAAUCUUGUGUUUGGAUCAAAUUAGUAGCCUUUCUUUCUGUAUUUAUGUAAAAGUCAGUUUUGUACUAUGAUGUUAGAUCUAAUUUCAAGUUCAUCAUAUUUAUUAUA